Rubroshorea leprosula is the source of this 2310-nucleotide messenger RNA. Lineage: Eukaryota; Viridiplantae; Streptophyta; Magnoliopsida; Malvales; Dipterocarpaceae. The record is from the annotation of a GenBank genome assembly.
ACCUUCGAACCCACUUGAGCUGCUUUUCUUCUCCUUUGAUUCUUCUCUCCCGCCGUCCGAUCCUUUUCCUCAGAUAUUCCGGCAACAAGACGUUUCUGGAAAUAAAAAAUAAGACUGUUUUUAGCAAUGGGAAAGCGAGGGAAGAGCCAGAAGAAAGACAUGAGAAACCCUAAGAGAAGACAUCGUGAUGAUGUUGUUCACCCUGAAGACAUGGACGAUGAGAUUGAUACAUUUCACAAGCAGAGAGAUAUUAUACCACUCGAUAUAAAUGGGGAUGUAGAGGACUCAGAUGAAGAUAACGAGCAUCCUGUUUUUGAUCUUCAGGGUAUCAAUGAUGGUGAGCAUGAUGAUGAUGAAGAGGAAGAUGAAGACGAUGAUGAUGCCCACAUUUCUGGGUUUGCUGCCAAACUUGCAAGGCAACAAAAGUAUCUUCGAGCAAAAUAUGGUGGAGUUGAGGAUGAAAUGCAUGAUGAAGAAGAUGAAGAUGAGAAAGAUAAGAAAGCUUUAUGGGGAGGGCUAAAGAGUGAUUAUUAUCAUGGUGAUAACCGUAAUUUUGAGCUACAAUCAAGUGAUGAUGAGUCUCCUGCUGAAGAGGAAGAAGAGGUCUUGAGAAUGCAGAGGGAAAAGGCAAAAUAUUUAUCAACGGAAGACUUUGUUCCUGAAGAUAUUAGUGAAAAUGAGAGUGAGAAGGAGCCAACCUUUGAGGAAAUUUCAGCAAAAGGAAAAGGUAGAAAAAAAUCUCAAGCUAUCGACAAACCUGUGGAUGGUGAGGUUACGACUUUUGAGAAGGUCAAGAAAGAUCUGAAUGCUUUGUCAAAUGAGGAGCAGAUGGAUGUUGUAUAUAGUUCUGCUCCAGAAUUAGUUGGUUUAUUGUCAGAGCUGAAUGUUGCAUUUGAAGAGCUUGAAAACAAAGUUAACCCUCUUUUAAGAAAGGCAAAAGAGGGGGGACCCUCUCUGGAAGGUGGGAUGCGCUAUUUGGAGGUGAAGCAGCUGCUUUUGCUGGCAUAUUGCCAGGCUAUAGCAUUUUAUCUUCUUCUCAAGUCUGAAGGGCAACCAGUUCGUGAUCAUCCUGUUUUAAGUCGUAUUGUUGAGAUCCAAGGUUUAUUGGAUAAGAUGAAACAACUUGAUGGAAAUCUUCCUUCUGAAUUGGAGGAGAUUCUGACAAAAAACUAUGGGGCUGAGAAAGGACCAAAAUUGGUUAAAGAGAAAGCUGGACCAUUAUCCUUCACAAAGGACCAUGUGCCUUCACCAGCUACUGCUGCACCAGAGGCAAAGCUUCAAGAAAUAACUAACUUUGGAAAAGUAGAGUCUACAAGGGACCAGGACAACAAGGUUGAGAAACCUAAGCAUCAGAAUGAUCAAAUCAGUGUCCAAAGCAAGGAAAUGUUGAAAAUAAGAGCUGCUCUUGCAGAAAAAUUAAAGCAGAAUGGAGUUCUUAAUUCCAUUACCUCAAAGCCUGAUAAAGCCAAAAGACACGUGAAACCAUUGAAUGGACAGCUAGAAACACAUGAUGAUUUUGGUGACGAUGCUAUGAAUGUUGAGCAACGCAGCAACAAUUUGAGUAAUGGGCAGGAUAGCUCACUGUACCCUGCUAAACUUUCUCAACUUGUUACUGUGAAACAGAAGAAGGCCAAGGUUGUCUCUGGUGAUGAUGAUUUACCUAAGAGAGAUGACAUUGGAGAAAGGAGAAGAAAACAUGAGCUCAAAGUUCUUGCAGGAGCUGGAAUUAAAUCUGAGGGUGAUGCUGAAGAUGAAUUAGGCACUCUCCAAGAAGAUGGAGAUGCUGAUGUGGAGGAUGGUGAUACAGAAGAUUCAGAAGAUGACCUUUAUGAACAAGUAAGGCAACAGAGAGCUGCAAAACUUGCUGCAAAAGCUGAGAUGUAUUCAAGGAACUCAGCAACCCCAUCCUUGCCUGAAACUGUUGAUGGAAAACGACAGAUCACUUACCAGAUGGAAAAGAACAGAGGUUUGACGCGUAGACGCAAGAAGCUGACUAAAAACCCAAGGAAGAAAUACAGGGUUCAGCAUGAACAAGCAGUGAAACGCAGGAAAGGCCAGGUCCGGGAUAUCAGGAAACCUACAGGCCAAUACGGAGGAGAAGCCACUGGUAUCAAUGCUGGGAUCAGUAGGAGCACUCGGUUCAAGAACUGAAUUUUCUCAUUCUGCUUUUUCUACUUGAUGAUAUGAUUACCAGAGACUCCUUUCCCCUUGUAUCUUGGAACAGCUUCUACCAUUUUUGGGUUAAUUACAGUUGAGGUUCCUCAAAAUAUAAUGUAUUAAUUAUUAAUUAGAUAAAAAGUUAAGUGCAUA